Molecule: messenger RNA, 2748 nt
Organism: Cryptotermes secundus
Lineage: Eukaryota; Metazoa; Arthropoda; Insecta; Blattodea; Kalotermitidae
Gene: Coprox
Product: oxygen-dependent coproporphyrinogen-III oxidase
Exons: 8
Coding region: 251-1432 (393 amino acids)
Cellular component (GO): mitochondrial intermembrane space; cytoplasm
Molecular function (GO): coproporphyrinogen oxidase activity
Source: RefSeq, a predicted model, not a curated record
AUGUUAAUAAUGUUAACAGAUAACAUAUUAAAUUCACUGUAAAGUCAUAUUAAGUAAAUUUAUGUUUUCGUUCACUGCCUUACACAUUAUACUCAGCAUUGCGGUUAUCUCUACCGGAUCGAUACAAACCAACUCCCUGUGCUAAUAUCAGCUGUUAAGUCCUACGUGCUUACUUCGUGUACGUGUGAUUGCGUAGGAGUUUGUUGGUUAUGUAUGUACAGGAAUAUAGCAAGAUAAUUCCCGUGUAAGAAUGUUUCAAAAUAUUUGUGUUAAAGCCUUCCAAACAGUAACUUCCAUCACGUUGUAUCAAUAUGUCUUUAAGAAUAAAGGAACAAAAUUGAGGCACAUGGGAGCCCUGCUACUGACCUCUGGCAUUGCAACCUAUACAGCCAAUAAAUAUAAGGCAGAAAUGGCCACAGCUGUGAUUGAAACCUCAAAUUUUAUGGCUAAACCCAUUACUGAUAUAAAAAAAUUGUCACAAAAUCCAAAUGACAUGAAAACAAAAAUGGAGCUCCUGAUAAUGAGAAUACAGGCUGAAGUUUGUCAUGCCUUAGAAGCUGAAGAAGAUAAAGACACGAGAUUUCAAGUUGACCGUUGGGAGCGUCCUGAAGGUGGGGGAGGCAUUACUUGUGUAAUUCAAGAUGGCCAGACUUUUGAGAAAGCAGGAGUGAAUGUUUCAGUAGUUCAGGGACACCUGCCUCCUGCAGCAGUGCAGCAGAUGAGAGCCAGGGGGAAAAUACUACAAGAUGGCCCACUGCCAUUCUUUGCUGCUGGCAUCAGUUCAGUGAUACACCCACGAAACCCCAUGGUUCCUACUGUCCAUUUUAAUUACCGUUACUUUGAAGUACAAAACACCGAUGGGUCUGUUCAGUGGUGGUUUGGAGGGGGAACAGACCUGACUCCCUACUACUUGGAUGAAGAGGAUUCUAAAUAUUUCCACCGCACACUGAAGAAAGCUUGUGAUAAACAUAAUAAGAAGUAUUACUCACAAUAUAAGGCUUGGUGUGAUGAUUAUUUCCACAUAAAGCACAGAGGAGAGAGAAGAGGAGUUGGAGGUAUCUUCUUUGAUGACCUUGAUACCCCAUCAAAAGAGGAAACAUUUAAGUUUGUAGAAACAUGUGCUGAAUCUGUCAUUCCAUCCUACAUUCCACUGGUUCAAAAACACAAGAAUGAUCCAUAUGGUUACAGUGAACGGCAGUGGCAGUUGCUCCGUCGGGGUCGUUAUGUAGAGUUUAACCUAAUAUAUGACAGAGGCACAAAGUUUGGCCUCUACACUCCUGGAGCACGGUAUGAGAGUAUUCUCAUGUCCCUCCCUCUUACUGCUAAAUGGGAAUACAUGCACACACCCAAUCCACAGUCAAAAGAAUGGAAUCUUCUGGAAGUCCUGAGAAGUCCAAGAGAUUGGUUGGGAACUGAAGGUGCUGAGAAGUAAUUUUGCUUGCAGGACAAGUAGAUUGGUUAAAGGUUUUAUUAAUGGGAUGCAGAACUCUAUGAAGUAAUAUUUAUCAAACUUUAUAAUCAUGAUUCAUGCCAUCUCAGGAUGUGAGCAGCCUUGGAGACUGUUCACCAUGUGAAGUGUUCUCUGGCUGGACUGUAAUUAGAUAGUGAGUGAGUGAGGAUGCAGGCUGGAUGACCAAUAUGCAAUUCAUGACAAAGGCAACACUUUUUCCGUAUGACACUGUAAGUUGUAAAGACUGCAAGUAUCAAGAUGGGAUGUGAUACCAUGUAUAGUUUAAUAAACAGGUACCGAUGUAUUAAAAGAACCUGCUGCCUCAACAUUUGAACAUUUGUGAACAUUUGAAGGUGAAGACAGAAUCAGCAGAUUCUUCUGAAACAUUGGCAACCAGCUAUCAAACUGGAUGGCAUAACCCAUAAGGCCGUAAUCUUCAUCGGUUUUUCUCAUCAUUAUAGUAGACUGGUUGGGAGUCCCACCUAGGGUCUUAUUUAGUGGGCACUUAGAGCUAGUUCUCAGUGGCAAAACAGCCAGAGACUGAAGCUGGAGUCUCACUACUAUGUAGUGGCAGGGUUAAGAAUGUGUGGAGCUAUACCAGUGACAAGCUAAUUUCUUGAUUCCCUUUUGUAGUGAAAUUUGGAAUAUGGUCCUAUUUUUUUACACAUUGACCUAUAUAACAAUAAAUAAUAUAUUUUAAACAAGAUUGUCUCUCUUCAGGGCUGUACCUUUGUCAGACUAUGAUCACGAUCAGCUGAUGUAACCACGAGAUAGAAUUUUAUUGGCUCUGUUCUCUUUGGAUGCAUGGUGUUUCAUGCACACUUUGUGAGCAUUUUUCUGUCAAGUGUUCAGUUUAUCAGUGUGACUUUACAAAUUUUUCACAUAACUGAUCUUCCAGACCCCUCAUGUUGGAAGAAAAAUACAGGAUAAGGAUCUGUCAGCCAUUCUCUGCCUUCAAAAUGUUGCCCUUUAGUAAUUUUAGCCAUACAUCUUUAUACAGAGGAGGGAUGUGUGCAAUUUCUCUUCAAAUAUGGCUGCAUCGCUUUCAUCUGUUCUCCCUCUUCAGAAUUUUACCUCUUAAUUCCAUUUGUCUGAUCCUCUUACAGGGAGGGGGUGUGGUUGCUAGGAUAUCGAAGCAAUAUGCAAACUCAAUGUGGUUUCUCUUGAAACACAACCACCAGAUGACCUCACAUCCCUUUGAGUUGUUUGCUAUAUUUGAAAUUGUUGAUUUUCUUUGUGUCGUGCUUACAUAUCACUUAACAGCCAUAUUGGAUGAGAAGAACUUUUUAUUAUAUUAC